CCUCCGUCCCCACUACCGCCCUCUCUCUCCUCUCCUCCCCUCGCCUGCGUCGCCUCACCGCACGCUUCUCCUCCCACCUGUCGAUCCGCACCGACCACCUCUCCCCCGCCGCUUCCGCAACCACCUCAGAGCGCCUCUCACACGCGCCUUUCGCCCUCCCCUCCCUCUCUGUCUCCUCAACUCACUCUCCGCACCACCACCCUCCCAUCUUUAGAUCAUGUCUGCAGAGGAGUCUCAGCAGGCCGUCCAGGACCCCAGCCAGGUCGCCGAUUCGCUGCAGCGCCUGAGCGUGAACGAGGAUGGCGAUGUGCAACCGCGCACCGAGGAGGAGUACGCCGAGUCGCAGCUCACGCUGCGCGCUAUUGUCUCCUCUAAGGAGGCUGGCGUCAUCAUAGGAAAGGCAGGCAAGAACGUCGCUGAUCUCCGCGACGAGACUGGCGUGCGCGCCGGCGUCAGCAAGGUUGUCCAGGGCGUCCACGACCGCGUGCUGUCCGUCACCGGCCCGCUCUCCGGCAUCUCCAAAGCAUAUGGCCUGGUCGCGAAGGGUCUUCUCGAAGGAGCUCCUCAGAUGGGCAUGGGCGGCCUGCUCCGCAGCGAUGGCACUCAUCCUAUCCGUCUGCUCAUCUCCCACAACCAGAUGGGUACCAUCAUUGGACGCCAGGGCUUGAAGAUCAAGCAAAUCCAAGAUGCCUCCGGCGUGCGCAUGGUCGCCCAGAAAGAGAUGCUGCCCCAGUCCACCGAGCGCAUUGUCGAAGUCCAGGGUUCCCCGCAAGGCAUCGAGAAGGCUAUCUGGGAAAUUGGCAAGUGCUUGAUUGACGACCACGAGCGUGGCUAUGGCACCGUUCUUUAUAACCCUGCCGUGAGGGUCCAGCCUGGCGUUGCUCCCUUGGCAUCCAACGGCAUCAACGCCGGCGGACGUUCGUACAAUCGCACUGGACACGGUGCCGAUUUUAGCGACUCUCCUCCCACCUACAGCCGACGGUCCGGAUCGGAUGCCGCGAGUCGCCCACCCCCUCCGACGCACACCGAAGACGGCGAAGAGAUGCAGACCCAAAACAUCAGCAUCCCCUCCGACAUGGUGGGUUGCAUCAUUGGCCGCGGCGGCAGCAAGAUCAGCGAGAUCCGCAAGAGCUCCAACGCGCGCAUUUCGAUCGCCAAGGCUCCUCAUGACGAGACUGGCGAGCGCAUGUUUACGAUUACCGGCAGCGCCAGCGCCAACGAGAAGGCACUGUACCUCUUGUACGAGAACCUGGAGGCUGAGAAGAUGCGCCGUAGCCAGGCUGCAGAAUAGACGCUCUGUGCAUGUUGAUUCAUUGGAGAUUGACGUCGAAUGAAGGCGAAGGCACGUCGACCGCUUCCGAGCGCAUUGGGACUUUGUCAUGAUCGCCCUCAUCGUCUGGUCAGCGCCCUGUCGCCCAAAAGGCCCAAAAGCAAGGCUUUGCUUAAUUUCUUCUGUCUGCCCCCUUUUUACCUACUACUGGUGGAUACCAACAGCCGGGGCAUUAUUUCCUUCUAAUUCGGGGUUCGAGUGCAAAUUGAGCGAGC
Messenger RNA from Paraphaeosphaeria sporulosa, 1545 nucleotides. RefSeq lists its product as uncharacterized. Gene Ontology annotation, biological process: 3'-UTR-mediated mRNA stabilization. The record is from RefSeq and is a predicted model, not a curated record. Gene Ontology annotation, cellular component: nucleus; cytoplasm. The transcript has 4 exons. Gene Ontology annotation, molecular function: mRNA 3'-UTR AU-rich region binding. Bases 218 to 1291 code for a protein of 357 amino acids. Lineage: Eukaryota; Fungi; Ascomycota; Dothideomycetes; Pleosporales; Didymosphaeriaceae.